AACGGUGUUCCCUUAAUACAAGCCCCCCUUUCCGGUUCCUGAGCAUGCUGUAACAGCUGACGCGGUGCACGCCUGUUUCUGCAGUAGAACACGGUCUCCAAAAAAAAAAAAAAAAAACCAACCCGUGAUGACUAAAGAAGAUAUUCAGGGGGCGGCGGUGGCAGAGGAGGACCAGCAGGGCCCGUCAAAGAAAGCCCAGAAAAAACUGCAGAAGGAAGCAGAGAAAGCUGCAAAGAAGGCUGAGAAACAGGCUAAGUUGGCUGGUGAUCAGAAAAGUGAAGAGGAAGAUGAUUUCGCCAAGGACCGUUAUGGUGUGACUGCAAUGGUCCAGUCCCAACAAAAACUGGACAGAGCUUUGGUUUUGGUCAAAGACCUGACUCCUGAGAGGGCAGAUGAGUUGAUCUGGUUGCGUGCCCGAGUUCACACCAGCAGGGCCAAAGGGAAGCAGUGUUUCUUGGUGCUACGGCAACAACAGUUCAACGUGCAGGCGUUGGUCGCAGUAGGGGAUCGUGCCAGCAAGCAGAUGGUCAAGUUUGCUGCAAACAUCACCAAGGAAAGUAUUGUGGAUGUGGAGGCAUCAGUGAGGAAAGUGGACCAGAAGAUCGAGAGCUGUUCUCAGCAGGAUGUGGAGCUUCAUAUUGAGAGGAUUUUUGUCAUCAGCCAGGCAGAGGCCCGUCUCCCCUUACAGUUGGACGAUGCUGUUAGGCCUGAAGGAGAAGGUGACGAGGAGGGCAGAGCGACUGUCAACCAAGACACCAAACUGGACAACCGAGUGAUUGAUCUCAGGACAACCACCAGCCAGGCCAUCUUUCGCCUGCAGUCAGGAGUGUGCCAACUUUUCAGAGACACCCUCACUAAAAAGGGCUUUGUGGAGAUUCAGACACCUAAAAUCAUAUCAGCUGCCAGUGAAGGUGGAGCCAAUGUCUUCACUGUGUCGUACUUUAAAACCAGCGCCUACCUGGCACAGUCUCCUCAGCUGUACAAACAGAUGUGCAUCUGUGCUGACUUUGACAAGGUCUUCUGUGUGGGUCCAGUUUUCAGAGCUGAGGACUCCAACACUCAUCGUCAUCUCACUGAGUUCGUGGGCCUGGAUAUUGAAAUGGCUUUCAAUUACCAUUACCAUGAGGUCAUUGACUCAAUCACUGACACGAUGGUCCAGAUCUUUAAAGGACUGAGGGACAACUUCCAAACUGAGAUCCAGACUGUAAACAAGCAGUUCCCCAGCGAGCCUUUCAAGUUUUUGGAGCCUACUCUGAGACUGGAGUACAAAGAGGCUUUGGCCAUGCUGCGUGAGGCUGGUGUGGAGAUGGGUGAUGAGGAAGAUCUGAGCACGCCAAAUGAAAAGCUGCUUGGCCGCCUUGUCAAACAAAAGUAUGAUACCGAUUUCUAUGUUCUGGACAAGUAUCCACUGGCUGUGAGACCUUUCUACACCAUGCCUGAUCCCAACAACCCAAAAAAUUCCAACUCCUAUGACAUGUUCAUGCGUGGAGAGGAAAUUUUAUCGGGAGCUCAGAGAAUCCACGAUCCUCAGCUGCUGACUGAACGGGCCAUGCAUCACCAGAUUGAUCUGGAGAAGAUCAAGGCUUACAUAGACUCCUUCCGUUAUGGUGCUCCCCCACAUGGCGGUGGAGGCAUUGGCCUGGAGAGAGUCUGCAUGUUGUACCUGGGGCUCCACAACGUACGCCAGACCUCCAUGUUCCCCCGCGACCCCAAACGCCUGACACCUUGAAAAUGUCAAGCAAUCUUUUUCUUAACAGAUGGCAAGUCACAUAACGGUGAUGGGAAACUACUAAUACACAAUGCUGGUUUAAUGGGUUAGUGUCACUCUUUAGGACACUAACAUGAUACUUGGAUUAAUUUGUACUAUGCGAGAUCGAAGUCGGUGCAACAGUAGGGAACUUUAUUGAUUGUUAUGAACAGAUGUCUUAACAAAUAACAGUGGAAAGAGAGGAGGCGUGCACUCAUGUUAGGUUGGAAAGAUGCAAUAGUCAACUGGUCAGCAUCUCUUCUUAGUAAAGAAGUCUGGCCCAAGUCCUAACUACCUCCAACUAACCAUCGUUGUCUCCUACAGUAAAUCUGUAACAAAAUGA
Molecule: messenger RNA, 2090 nt
Organism: Corythoichthys intestinalis (scribbled pipefish)
Lineage: Eukaryota; Metazoa; Chordata; Actinopteri; Syngnathiformes; Syngnathidae
Gene: dars1
Product: aspartyl-tRNA synthetase 1
Exons: 18
Coding region: 128-1729 (533 amino acids)
Biological process (GO): aspartyl-tRNA aminoacylation
Cellular component (GO): cytoplasm; aminoacyl-tRNA synthetase multienzyme complex; cytosol
Molecular function (GO): aspartate-tRNA ligase activity; ATP binding; RNA binding
Source: RefSeq, a predicted model, not a curated record